GUCGUAUUAUUCGUACCGGCGCCGCUCGAGGUUCUGAUGUAUUUGGAGAAAUCAAUACUUCACCGCAAAGAAAUUGUAUCUAGAGUGUAGUUCUGUUACUAUAACACGUACGAAAGUCGCUCGCCCACAUUGUGCAUAUGCACAAUGUUUCUUUGAAAACGCUAGCACAAUGGUUCUUAGCGUACUUGCCGUGUCUGUAGCGAUAUCUGCAACAGUGGUAGCGCCUUUUGGCUACAACACAUCGCCUCAUAGUUUGGCAUCGACAUCCCGUCGUGAGGUGGAGCUCGUGUGCACCGACGAGGAGAAAGAGUGGGUGUAUAAGCCUGACAAUAUGAAUCGCGACUGCGGCCCUACAUGCAAGGAUGUUGCCUGUCAGGAAACUAAUGUUUCAUGUGGGGACUACGGAGAAGUGACCGAAGAGCGGUGUGGACUCAUUGUCGAUCCAAAGGACCAACAGAGCGGAGAAUACGACGAUCAGCGCUGUGGAGGUAACUGUACGAGCACUACAGGGCAAGCCGAAAUGAAUUGAUGUUGUUGACUUUUGAUGAAUUGGUUGUUAACUCGCCAUCAUCAGCAACUAUCGUGUUAAUACACAUCCCUGCACAAUUUCAAGACUCGAUUUUUCCAUUUAUCUGACUUUGCAACGUUCCUCUGGUUCCUGUCUGCUUCGUGUCCGGCCUUUGUCAUUCGAUUGGUUGCUUUAUCAAUUAGUGUGCUAAUCUCAGCUUGUUCUGUGCUCGUACCGCACACUCUCACCAACCACUUGCCUGUUUGCCGCAUGAUCUGGCGACUAGUGUUUCACUGCUGCCCAACAGGCCCGGAAUGCACGCGUCGCUGGAGCUCUCCGUUCGACCGCUCACCGGUCGUCUUGAAGUGAGGGCACAAGCGCCGGUGGGACUAAACAAUACAUGAAAUUGCGACUGAAGCGGGAAUGGGUCGAUAUCGGAUAACGUAACGACAAACUUGUACGGUCGCUGUGUCGCUGUGAGAGAUAAAGUUCGCUAUUCAUCCCGGGUUGGUCACGGUGCAACUAUUGUUAAGGUGAUUUUACAACCAAGACUAAUAACUUGCUCUGACACUUCAAGAUCGCGGGUAUCCAGUUGUUUACGACAUCAAUUUGCAUGAUACUGUGGUCAUUUGAUACACGUUGAGCACACUCAGGAUGCUUUCUGUGUUUAUGGCAAUAUUGGGCCACGAACAAAAUUAUGAUGGUACUUGUUCAGCAAAUUACAUAUACCCUAAAACCCUGGAUGAGUGACUCUUUGUGGCUCAAUUGUCAAAGCUCUCCGAGAACCAACC
Sphaeroforma arctica JP610 is the source of this 1299-nucleotide messenger RNA. RefSeq lists its product as hypothetical. Bases 170 to 529 code for a protein of 119 amino acids. The transcript is spliced from 4 exons. The record is from RefSeq and is a predicted model, not a curated record. NCBI's taxonomy places the organism in Eukaryota, Ichthyosporea, Ichthyophonida.